Messenger RNA from Aspergillus wentii DTO 134E9, 603 nucleotides. Its product is annotated as mitochondrial 54S ribosomal protein mL49. Gene Ontology annotation, cellular component: mitochondrial large ribosomal subunit; ribosome. The record is from RefSeq and is a predicted model, not a curated record. Gene Ontology annotation, biological process: translation. Gene Ontology annotation, molecular function: structural constituent of ribosome. Bases 1 to 603 code for a protein of 200 amino acids. Lineage: Eukaryota; Fungi; Ascomycota; Eurotiomycetes; Eurotiales; Aspergillaceae. The transcript is spliced from 3 exons.
AUGGCUUCUUUCCUGCAGUCUGUCCCGGUCUCGUCUGCUCUUCGCAAGCAGUCGACCGCGGUUCCUCUCCGUCUUAAUGCAUCCCAACCUACUGCUUCCCUAAGGACAUGUAGUUCAUUCUCCACAUUAUCUUCCCCGUCUAGAUUGACUCAGUCCCAAAAUUCCCUUCAGUCUUCUCAGCGUUCCAACACCCUCUCAAAAUUCCCUAACCAGCAAUGUCGAACUUUCCUGGUUCAACUCAAGCGUCAAUCCCAAAGCCUUAAAGAGUCCGCUCCCUCGACAUCCGGAACAGUAUCGCCCGCAGCAGCCAAUUUGCAGCUCACCAACCUUCCCUAUUUCGUCCGCCGUACCGCGUCAAACCAACUUCCUGUGUAUCUCGUGACAAAAGCCGGUGGAACCAAGCAGCAAACUAAGAUUCAGAAGACCGAGGGUGACAUGGAUUCGUUACGGAAUGAUCUGGCAUGCUUCCUGGGUCUGGAAUCUGGUGAUCCCCGUGCUGCUAAGAGUCCCGAUGUUGCCAUCAAUCGUCUAAAUGGCCAUAUCAUCGUCAAGGGCUGGCGAAAACCCGAAAUCCUUAAGUUCCUCUUGGAGCGUAACUUCUAA